AUGUUUGCAUUUCCAUUGCAUCAGGAUACCAGCAUUGAUCCAGAUUCACUUAUCAGUGAUCAAGUAUCUCGUAUUGACGAUGCCGACCAGCUCACAGUCGACAUCAGUCCUCCAAACAAUCAUGUCUUUUAUCCGCUUCAUCUUUAUUUUUGGCGCAUUCUUUGUUUCAUAAACUUGGCUUAUCAUGAUUUGAUAUACACUGGUCAAGCCAUACUUCGAUUUUUUGUGUUGGCUACACUGUAUGGGCCACUAAUGCUUGGAUUUCCAAUUUGGUUUGCUAUGGAGCGGGAAUGUAUAGAUCGUAUUGAUGCCACUCCUCGCAUGUGGUGGAUUAAUUGGCUUGUAUGGACAAUUGAAAUUUCAGGUCCAACAUUUAUCAAGGCAAGUUUAUAA
Messenger RNA from Batrachochytrium dendrobatidis JAM81, 393 nucleotides. RefSeq lists its product as uncharacterized. The coding region runs from base 1 to 393 and encodes 130 amino acids. NCBI's taxonomy places the organism in Eukaryota, Fungi, Chytridiomycota, Chytridiomycetes, Rhizophydiales. The transcript has a single exon. The record is from RefSeq and is a predicted model, not a curated record.